CCCAGGGAGCGAGACGCCACUCGGGGCGGGAGGGGUCAGCCCACCAAGCCCCUUUCAGAGCAGCUGUCCUCAGCCUGACGUUGAACUCCAACUCCCAUCGUCCCCAGCCAUUCCUCAGCUUUCCCCGGCAGCGUCAGAUUAUUUAGAAGAACUUCCUGAGACAGAUGAGCCCGCCUGGAUCUUAGGAAGACAGCACCACCUGAAAACAGAAAAAUCUAAGCUUCUUUCAGAUAUCGGCUCUCGUCUUUGGUUUACCUACAGAAGAAAAUUUUCACCCAUUGGUGGUACAGGUCCUUCAUCAGAUGCUGGCUGGGGUUGUAUGUUGCGGUGUGGACAGAUGAUGUUGGCUCAGGCUCUGAUCUGUCAACAUUUGGGAAGCGAUUGGCAGUGGGAGGAAUACAAAAAGCAACCCGAAGAAUAUAAAAAGAUUUUGUGCUGUUUCCUGGACAGAAAAGAUUGCUGUUACUCAAUUCAUCAAAUGGCGCAGAUGGGUGUUGGCGAAGGGAAAUCUAUUGGGGAAUGGUUCGGACCAAAUACUGUUGCCCAAGUACUCAAGAAACUUGCACUCUUUGAUGAAUGGAAUUCCUUAGCUGUUUACGUGUCUAUGGACAACACUGUGGUGAUUGAAGAUAUCAAAAAAAUGUGCCGGGUCCCAGGCCAGGGUUGCCCCAGGUCUCACUGCAGUUCACUGUCAUAUAGGAGCUCCGUCCACCCAGCCAAGACCUCGGGAGCUCCCGGUGGUAGUUGGAAGCCUCUGUUGCUGAUCGUACCCCUUCGCCUGGGGAUAAACCACAUCAACCCAGUCUAUGUCGACGCUUUUAAGGAAUGCUUUAAGAUGCCACAAUCUUUAGGAGCUUUAGGAGGAAAACCAAACAAUGCCUACUACUUUAUAGGAUUUCUGGGAAAUGAAUUGAUCUACCUGGACCCUCACACCACCCAGGUCUUUGUAGAUUUGGAUGAGAGUGGCGCAGUUGAUGACCAUAGCUUUCACUGCCAGCAAGCCCCCCACCGGAUGCAGAUAAUGAACCUCGAUCCCUCUGUAGCAUUAGGAUUCUUUUGUAAAGAAGAAAAGGACUUUGAUAACUGGUGUAGCUUUGUGCAAAAGGAGAUACAUAAGAAGCAGAGUCUGCGGAUGUUUGAGCUGGUUCAGAAGCACCCACCACAUUGGCCCCCUUUUGUACCUCCCACAAAACCAGAAGUCACCACCACCGGAGCAGAAAGCGCCCGAUUGCAAAAGAACCUCAGUUUAACAUGUGGUGUGAAUGAAGCUCCAAGGAUUAUAAGUGAACUAAGCCUGUUUGGACACUUGGCCCCAAGGGGGUAAAUUUCUGAAUGGCAGCUCCUUAAAGCAGUGGCAUGCUCCUAGGAAGUGAGACAGCAAUUGUGGGUGGGUGCUACUUUCCUGCUCUGAAGCAACUUUUUGAAAUCAAGGCCAAAGUUUGCUCGCUUGCACGAGCAAACGUCUUGUCCAUUUCUUCUGGAUCAAAAAAUUGAUCAAUUUGGGUGAAGUCAACAUUAAGCCUCUUAUGCCAUAACGGAAAGGAUGGUAAGGAAGUUUUAUUGCAGACAGCUAAGUUAUACUGGGAGAGGUCAUCUGCAAUCUCUGAUGGGUUGAUUUGUACCUCCCUCAUUUGCUUUCCAACAGCCAUUCUCCAUCCAAUUUCCCACAUAUAAGUAGUCCUCGACUUAACAAUGGUUCAUUUAGUGACCAACAUUACAAUGGUUGGGAAAAAAAGGUUUUUAUGACCAUUUUUCACACUUACGACGAUUGCAGUAUCCCCAUGGUCACAUAAUCAAAAUUUGGAUGCUUGGCAAUUGGUUCAUAUUUAUGACCGUUGCAGUGGCCCAGGGUUAUGGGAGUCACUUUUUAUGACCAGAAGGUCAUAAGUCAAUGGGGAAACCCGAUUCACUUAACAACCGUGUUAAUAACUUAACAGCAAAUUAACAGAACUGCAGUGAUUCCCUUAACAACUGUGGUUAGAAAGAUUGUCAAAUGGGGUGAAAUUCACUGAACAAAGAAAUUUUGGGCUCAAUUGAGGUUGCAAGUCGAGGACUACCUAUAGUUAGGAGUGCAGUUUUUGGUAUUCCCAGCCUUGGGGGGCAUCAGGUUGACAACACUUGAAUGGGGAGGUUUUUAUAAGAGCAAACCUAUUUUUACAAAGAAAUCCAGUUUCUCCGUUUU
Ahaetulla prasina is the source of this 2182-nucleotide messenger RNA. It is a transcript of the gene ATG4A, whose product is annotated as autophagy related 4A cysteine peptidase. The transcript is spliced from 13 exons. Gene Ontology annotation, molecular function: protein-phosphatidylethanolamide deconjugating activity. The record is from RefSeq and is a predicted model, not a curated record. Lineage: Eukaryota; Metazoa; Chordata; Lepidosauria; Squamata; Colubridae. Bases 320 to 1324 code for a protein of 334 amino acids.